CAUCAUGAAUUGGAAUAAAGGUGGACCUGGUACUAAGAGAGGCUUCGGUUUUGGUGGAUUUGCCAUAACACCCGGAAAGAAAGAGGAGCCUAAGCUCUCUCAACAGUCUCAUAGUGCUUUUGGAACAGCCGGUUCUUCUGCUGCAUUUGCAAAAUCAGGACCUCCUCAGCUGCCUUCUUUCUACAAAAUUGGGUCAAAGCGAGCAAAUUUUGAUGAAGAGAAUGCGUACUUUGAGGAUGAAGAGGAAGAUUCCAGCAAUGUCGAAUUGCCGUACAUUCCCGCAGAGAAUUCCCCCACUCGCCAGCAGUUUCAUUCCAAAUCAGCAGACUCUGACAGCGAUGAUGAUCCUCUGGAAGCAUUCAUGGCUGAAGUGGAGGAUCAAGCUGCUCGAGACAUGAAGAGACUUGAAGAUAAAGACAAAGAAAAAAAGAACGCUAAGGGUAUUCGAGAUGACAUUGAAGAGGAAGAUGACCAAGAAGCUUAUUUUCGCUACAUGGCUGAAAACCCUACUGCUGGUGUGGUCCAGGAAGAGGAAGAGGAUAACCUGGAGUAUGAUAGUGAUGGGAAUCCGAUUGCACCGUCCAAAAAAAUCAUUGAUCCACUUCCACCGAUUGACCAUUCAGAGAUUGAAUAUCCACCAUUUGAGAAAAAUUUCUAUGAUGAGCAUGAGGAGAUCACCAGUCUCCCCCCACAGCAAGUCGUGGAGUUACGUCAUAAGCUAAAUCUCCGGGUCUCUGGUGCUGCUCCUCCGAGGCCUGGCAGUAGUUUUGCUCAUUUUGGGUUUGAUGAGCAACUUAUGCAUCAAAUUAGGAAAUCCGAGUAUACCCAGCCCACUCCUAUACAGUGUCAGGGUGUUCCAGUUGCACUAAGUGGCAGAGAUAUGAUUGGGAUCGCUAAGACUGGAAGUGGAAAAACAGCAGCCUUCAUCUGGCCGAUGUUGAUUCACAUCAUGGAUCAAAAGGAGCUUGAACCAGGGGAUGGUCCCAUUGCAGUGAUCGUAUGCCCGACCAGAGAGCUUUGCCAACAGAUCCAUUCUGAAUGUAAGCGCUUUGGAAAGGCAUAUAAUCUGCGCUCUGUAGCUGUGUAUGGAGGAGGCAGCAUGUGGGAGCAAGCCAAAGCCCUCCAAGAGGGCGCAGAGAUAGUUGUCUGCACACCGGGUCGUUUAAUUGAUCAUGUGAAAAAGAAAGCUACAAACCUUCAAAGAGUCACUUACCUGGUGUUUGAUGAAGCUGACAGAAUGUUUGAUAUGGGCUUUGAAUAUCAGGUCAGAUCAAUUGCAAGCCACGUACGUCCUGACAGACAGACCCUCUUGUUCAGUGCCACUUUCCGUAAGAAGAUUGAGAAACUGGCUCGAGAUAUUCUGAUUGACCCAAUUCGAGUUGUGCAGGGAGACAUUGGAGAGGCAAAUGAAGAUGUAACUCAGAUUGUAGAGAUCUUCCCCUCCGGCCCUAGCAAAUGGAACUGGCUGACUCGACGCCUCGUGGAGUUCACAUCUUCUGGGAGCGUCCUCCUGUUUGUCACCAAGAAGGCAAAUGCAGAAGAGCUGGCCAAUAACCUUAAGCAGGAGGAUCAUAAUCUGGGGCUGCUUCAUGGUGACAUGGACCAGAGUGAGAGGAAUAAAGUAAUUUCGGAAUUUAAGAAAAAGGGCAUCCCGAUACUGGUUGCUACUGAUGUGGCAGGUAUGUGA
Messenger RNA from Eurypyga helias (sunbittern), 1687 nucleotides. RefSeq names its product DEAD (Asp-Glu-Ala-Asp) box helicase 42 (gene DDX42). The coding region runs from base 5 to 1687 and encodes 560 amino acids. Gene Ontology annotation, molecular function: ATP binding; RNA helicase activity; nucleic acid binding. The record is from RefSeq and is a predicted model, not a curated record. The transcript has 13 exons. Lineage: Eukaryota; Metazoa; Chordata; Aves; Eurypygiformes; Eurypygidae.